AUGGGAGACUACCAUGACAUUUACCUGACCACAGACGUACUGCUAUUGGUCGACGUCUUUGAGACAUUUGGAGGCGUCUGCCUGGACAAUUACAAGCUUGAUCCUGCACACUUUUACAGCGCACCUAGCUGGGCCUGGAAAGCAGCGCUGAAAUAUACCGGAAUCAGGCUGGAGCUCCUUACGGAUCUACAUAUGCUCCUGAUGUUCGAGAAGUGUAUAAGAGGAGGUAUAACUCAGGCCGUACACCGGUAUGCAAAAGCUAACAAUAAGUACAUGGGAGACCGGUAUAACCAGGAUGAGGAGUCCUCCUACAUGCAUUAUCUGGAUGCCAACAACCUAUACGGAUGGGCCAUGUGUCAAGAUCUCCCAACGGACGGUUUCAAAUGGGUAUCGAACGUCGAGGCAUUCACUGCAAGGCGGUUCAGGAAGCUCGUUGAGGACAAUAGGCAUGGGUACAUUUUGGAGGCUGAUAUUAGCUAUCCCAGUGAGCUGCAUGACAAACAUAACGAGCUGCCGCUCCUGCCUGAACGCAGGACGGUCCACAAGGUCGAGAACUUGGUGCCGAACUUGGAAGAUAAACAUAGAAAUGUGGUGCAUAUCAGAGCACUUCACGAGGCCAUAAAACAUGGUCUUGAGCUCAAGAAAUUGCGCAGAGUGAUCUGGUUCAAUCAAAAGGCGUGGCUAAGGGGAUAUAUAGAUCACAAUACGAGGCUUAGAACGGCUGCCAAAAACGAGUUCGAAAAGUACUUCUACAAGCUUAUGAAUUUAAGCGUAUUUGGCAAGACGAUGGAGAACAUUAGAAACCACCGCAACAUCCAGCUGGUUACCAACGAGAACAAGUACACGAAGCUUGUGAUGAAGCCAAAUUUCAAGGGUGGGUGCCGGUUCAGCAAAAACCUGAUAGGAGUUGAAAUGGGCAAGACCGAGGUGAAGAUGAAUAAGCCCGUAUACAUUGGUCAGGCCAUCCUGGAUAUGUCGAAGCUGGUCAUGUACGAGUUCCACUACAACUACAUACAAGAAAAAUAUGGUUCUAAAAUACAGCUCUGCUACAUGGAGACGGACUCCUUUGCGUACCAAAUAAGGACGCAUGAUUUCUAUGCUUAUAUAGACGAUGUUGAAACACGUUUCGAUACUGGUGCGUAUAGCAAGGAUGAUGGAAGGCCCCUUCCUAUAGGGAAAAACAAGAAGGUGGUAGGCUUGAUGAAGGAUGAGCUGGGUGGAAAAAUCAUGACAGAGUUCAUCACCCUGAGGGCCAACCUAUAUGCUUACAAGAGUCUUACCAAAGAGGGCGGUGACAGGAAAGCGAAGGGUGUGAAAAAAUGCGUUAUGAAGAAGUCGAUCACUUUUGACGACUAUUGGCGAUGCCUGAGAGAGGGCGUUGACAUCUACAAAAGCCAGGUGCUUAUUCAAAAUAAGGGUCAUAAGUUAUAUACCCAAGAGAUAUCGAAGUUGGCACUCAACAGUGCGGAUGAUAAGCGGAUCGUACAGCCCAAUCAAAUUACGACGCUUGCUCGUGGCUACAGGGGAAUAAAAUGGAGACGUAUAAUAAAAAGUAUGUCUGAUAUUGCACAAGUAUUCGACAAUGCACCUGCAGAAACCUAUGAGCAGGUAGAGAAGCCCAUCGAUAAGCGCCAAAUUUUGCCAAAGAAGUGCACGGAAGGGUUUGUCGAUAAGACAUUGAAAAGGUCCAUGCGGAGUAUGUACAACGUGAAUUGCAAGAGAAGGGGGAGAAGACGGCAAAAGCACUGUCUACAAAUGUUAUAA
Messenger RNA from Hydractinia symbiolongicarpus, 1764 nucleotides. RefSeq lists its product as uncharacterized. NCBI's taxonomy places the organism in Eukaryota, Metazoa, Cnidaria, Hydrozoa, Anthoathecata, Hydractiniidae. The record is from RefSeq and is a predicted model, not a curated record. Bases 1 to 1764 code for a protein of 587 amino acids. The transcript has 2 exons.